AUCUGAUGGAUUAAAGGUCCCUAUUGUAUUGCAAGGGGGGCAUGUAGGGGCCGGUGGAAUGGGCCUGCUGGCCCUUUAAGGGAGCAGUAACACACACACACACACAGAGCAAAAGGGGGGGGGUAAGCUUUGAUUGCUUGCAAAAUCCCAAUAUCUCUCCCUGCUUUUCUUUUUUACAAACUGAUCCUCCCCCCUUUUCUAAGCAGUGUUUGCAAAAAAAAAAAAAGGGGGGGGGUUAAGAAAAAAAAACCGAAGGAAAAACAUCCUUUGCAACCUGUGGAUCUGUUUUGUUUUAUUUCAUGCUGGUUUUUCCAGGCCCCAAAGCAGGGAUGUAGGUUUCAGCGGAAGCCUCCUCCAGAUCACACCCACUCCUCCCACCCCAGGCUUGGGAGUAACAGGCACCUCGGAGGCCCCACGAGCUGCGCAUCCAUGAGCUAGGGGAAAGGAAGGGCCGCCUUCCCCCCUGCCCCCUUGCCAUGAGACAGUGAUGGAUCAGAACACCUUCUCCCACAUCCAGCUAUGGUGCCCGCGGCCUUUCGGCACCUACUCCCAGAACAAGCAGUGCCCUGGAGGCCAGGUGAAGAAGACCUUUGGGGACUUUGCCUGCAAAGCCAAGGAAGAAGAAGAUGACAGCGGCGAGGCCUGCUCCGAAAACACGCCCCCUGCCCCGCCGCCUCCGCCCCCGCCGCCCCCCACGGUCUCCCCCAGCCCCAGCCAGGUGGAGGAGGGCCGGGUGCUCUUGGACACGUGGUACGUGAUCAAGCCGGGAAACACCAAGGAGAAGAUUGCCUUCUUUGUGGCCCAUCAGUGCAGCAGCGGCAGCCGAGCCAGCGCCAUGAAGGUCAAGGGUAACUGGGGGAGUGACAGCUCCAAGGCCAAGCGGCGGCGGAGGUCCCACGACCCCGGUAAGAGCAAGGCCUGCCCGGUCAAGGCGAAGGACGCCGGCAGCAGCAGCAGCAAGGAAGCGGAGGAUGUGUGCCUUUGUCCGGAGUCCCAUGCCGAGCCGGCAGGCGCAGACUCCACCGACCUGCUCUCGGUGGCGGAGAUGGUGGCCUUGGUGGAGCAGCGCACCGCCCUGGCGUUGCAGAACUACCCCAGGCCGAGCAUGCCGGCCGCGCCGCCGUCCCCCAUGGUCUUCGUGUCAGCGGAGCAGGAGGGCGAGGAGAAGAGGGCACCUUCUCCGGGCGGCAGCUCGGACUGCAGCCGGGUGGCGGAGGCGGUGGCCCACUUUGAGUCGCAGCAGCGGGAGCGGAGCGUCCUGCGCCCCAACGGCCUGUGCCGGGAGUCUCCCGAAUGCGUGGCCAACUCGCAGCACAGCCCCGGCGAGGUGCGCAUCGCCUUCCGCAUCUCCAGCAGCCGCGACCCGCGCUCGCCCACCGAGGGCGGCCAGGGCGCCCGCCCCAACUGCAUGUUCAUGAGCUGCGGCGGGUCGCCCACGGGCAGCGCCGCCCGCGCUAAGGACAAGAUCACAUGCGACCUCUACCAGCUCAUCAGCCCCUCGCGGGACACACUCCCCAACAACGUGGACUUCCUGCUGGCCAACGCCUCCCCGAAAGGGGCUGACGGGGUCGCCAGCGAGCCCCCGGACGUGGAGAUGACUUGCCGGGAGAGUCCCGGCGGCUCCGGCAAGCUGGACGCCAUCGCGGAGGGCGGCCGGGGCGGCGGAGAGAAGGCGGGAGGCCCCGCCGCCUCGGUGGCUCGCGACUGCGUCUCCGGCUUCCACGUCGACGUGGUGGUCACCGGCGUGGUGGACCAGUGCGUCUUCUUCGGCAAGGACAGCACCAAGAAUAUGAAGGAGGAGACGGUCUGCCUGACGGUGGGCUCGCCCACGCAAGAGGGGCUGUGCUCGGCGUGCGACGACCCGCCGCCGGGCCAGCUCUUCUUCCUGCACGCCCAGGUGCCUCGGCAGGAGGACGGCCGGGACGUGGACGGCGCUUUUCUGGACCCUGCCAGCGGCGGUGAGGGCGGCCUGGAGAGAGCCGACGGGCCCGGCCUGGAGCCGACGUCCGCGGACACCUCGCUCUGCCGCCUCUACCGCCACGUCUCGCACGACUUCCUCGAGAUCCGCUUCAAGAUCCAGCGUCUGCUGGAGCCCCGGCAGUACAUGCUGCUCCUCCCGGACCAUAUCAUGGUGAAGAUCUUCAGCUACCUGCCGACGCAGUCGCUGGCCGCCUUAAAGUGCUCCUGCCACUACUUCAAGUACAUCAUCGAGACGUUUGGCGUGCAGGCCACGGACUCGCGCUGGACCCGGGACCCCCUGUACCGCGACGACCCCUGCAAGCAGUGCAAGAAGCACUACGAGAAAGGGGACGUCUCCCUCUGCCGCUGGCACCCCAAGCCCUACCAUCACGACCUGCCUUACGGACGCUCCUACUGGAUGUGUUGCCGGCGGACGGACAAGGACACGCCGGGCUGCCGGGUGGGACUGCACGACAACAACUGGGUGCAGCCUUGCGACAUGCUGAGGGAGAGGGCGGCCCGGAGGGAGGACGGGAGGUGAGGGGCAGAGCCCGGUGGGGACGGGGGACGAGGCGAAGAAGAAGGAGCGCCUCCCCCUCUUCUCCGCUCUCCUCGGGUGUGCAAGAGGGUGUGGCGUGAUUGUGUUUUACAGGAUUUUUGUUGUGUUGAGGGUUGUUUUUUUCAAAAAAAAAAAUUGCAUUUGGUUGCGUUUCCCCGUUUGGGUUUGAUUUCUUGCCUGCCCCCAGUUACAGAAGGGGGGGGGGGCGCCAAAAAGCCAACGUAUGGGAAAGUAGAAACUAAAAUCUACGUCUAAGGAGGCACAGGGCCCCUAGAAAUGAAAAGGGAAAUCGUGGGUGGCGGGGAUUAAAACGAGCACCUAUCUUCUCUUCCAGCCAUUGCAGCUCAUCUCCAGGUUUAAGGGAGGGGAAGGGUUAACCUGCAGACCUCCAGGCAUUGUCCAACUCCCAUCAUUCCCUUGGCUCUCUCUGGAGGGCAGCAAGUUUCUGGUCACUGGUGUAGGGAGAUGAUGUGAAAAACCCUUGAGUUGCCUCUGUCCCACCCCUGUUUUUGAAAAAUAGGACCUUUCCUGAGCUUCCAGAUAUCUGGGGAUAUUUGCUCUCCUGACGUGACGUCGCUGGUGGUACCCAUGCAAGGCUCGCAGAACCAUUUGUGUCCAUCCUUGUGUCAAUCAAGGAUGCAGCCUCACGGCUGACUGUAGGAACCAGAGGCAAAGUGUGCUGCGGUUUCCUGGUGGCAUACUUGCACUGUCCUUUUUAAAAAACCAGGUACUCAAACCCUUUAGGGCAGCAGAGGGAUUUCCUCUGUGCCCUUGCAAGAACUCACUCCUAGGGAGGGUAUUCUGAGGCAGCCCAGAGAGCAAAACCGGUCCGGUUUCCCCCAUUGCCACGGGAAAACUGUGCUUGUUUCUUUAAAGCAUGCUUCCCCAACCUAGUACCCACCAGACAUUUUGGACUACAACUCCCAUCAGUCACCGCUGUAGUCCAAAAACAGCUGGAGGGAACCCCUAUUGGAGGAAGACUGCUUUUAAGACACAGCUGUUUCCUUACAAUGAAUAAACCUUGAUUUCCCAAGUUGCAAAUCUUGGCUUUGCUUCCUUCUUCCUCCACACCCCAAAUCCGGGCCCUUUGCUCCUCAAGUCCAGGCAUAGGCAAACUUCAUACCCUCCAGAAGUUUUGGACUACAAUUCCCAUCAUCCCUGACCACCGGUCCUGUUAGGUAGGGAUCAUGGGAGUUGUAGGCGAAAGCAUCUGGAGGGCCAAAGUUUGCCUAUGCCUGCUUAAGUCCAUGUUAAGAGCAAAUAGGACCCUGCUUCCCUGUUUUGAGGGUCAUUUAGGCCAGUGUUUCCUGACAAUCUUGGGUUUUUGGACUACAACUCCCAUCAUCCCUAGCCAGCAGGACCCAGUGGUCAAGGGUGAUGGGAAUUGUAGUUCCAAAACAGGUUGGAGACCCAAGCUGUUUUGGGAAACAUUGAUUUAGACCUCUUGACUUUGGCCGCGGUUCUCUCCCUCGUUCCUGCCAAACCUCCUACAGCCGAACCACCUCUCCUGGGUCUGCCUGUGCCCUCUGCAAACCUGUCGCCUCGCUGGGGGAACCUUGUGCCCCUGCUCCGUCAGAGAGAGACCUUCCUUUAUCCCCAGAUCCCUGCCAUUUUGAAACCCUUCCGGGCACUGUGUGCUCUGGGAUCGCAUGCAACCCUUCCGGAUCCCACAAAUCAGGCCUCCAUUCUGCUACCUGGCUGCUCGCUCUGUUUGCAAGGGACCUCGGGGCAGGUGGAUGGAACAGCCACAAAAUAAUCCCGAGUCCUUUUUACAAGUUGGAGAGGAACGGCGCUGAAAUCGCAUCGUUCUAGGAAGAAGGCAAAGGGCGUCUCUGCCAGAAAACCCUCAGCAGCCGUGUUCGAACCAAUCUGGGGGUUCCCUUCACCCCCCUCCCAAAAGCCAAGGAACCACUUUAAAAAACAGAGUUACCUUUGUGGCAUAGUUCCCAGUCCCAGACACCUGCUUGUGAGCUGCAAAAGAACAAAACAUUUGGUUCCGAGAAUAGGGGUUUGUUUUAACUGGAAUUUCCAAUCCGAGGUCUGCUAGCGCUAGGAGAAAACAUAUCGCUGUCUGCCUGCUGAAUUGCACUAGCAAGCAAGGGGGCGGCAUGUUGCUUUGCCUAACAGUCAAGCCCAGCAGUGGGGAAGGACGACGGAAGAGGAAGGGCCCCACACCGUGCAACUGUGGUUUAUGUUUGCCCGCAAUUCGCUGCAUGUCUGACGGCCCCACGGCAGGGUGCUUCUGCCCCCCCCCAAAAUAAAAAUCAGGAGAGGGUUUCAUCGCCCAGACAUAUCACCUCCGUCUGCCUUUGAUGCCCAGUGCAUCGUCUUAGGGCUACAAACUCUCAUGUUGUCUUAAGGGCUCUGUUUAUGACUUCUGGGGCUCCACCGGGUUUGGGGGACCUUGUUCUCUGCCAGGGCCCUGGGCAGGUAGGUCAGACCCCCUUCCGUACCAAAGAGAGGGCUUCCACCUGACUUUUUACGUGGCCCCUUCACCUCGUCCCCAGCCACUGUAAUGGGACGGAGAGAACCCAUUCUGCAGCAAAGGAAUUUUCCCAACCUCCCUGAAUACAGGAAACGCCCAUUGAGGAGUUUAUACUCGUCUGUGCAAGGAGAUUUGAUCUCUGCUGGGGAGCAGCGCUCUCUGUCCUGCACCCCACAGCUCUGUCCAGCUAGAGACCAAGAAUUGUAUUGAGACUCCCACCCUGAUCCCGUUGUUCAAUAGAUCAGCUUGGAUUUUCUGGAGAAAAGCUGGCGGUUUCCACUGAGCUGUCCAGUCCACAGAAAACAAAAGACUUCCAUGCGCCUCCCUAGUCCUCUUUUGAAAGUCUCAGCUGGGCUGUUGGCUCCCAUAAAUUUUCCCCAGACUGUCCUCGUCCCAGAUUCCAUACAGGGCAGUUCUUGCUGCUUUUAAUAUUUCCGCAGGGGAGGCAGUCGCAAGAGCCGUCGCUUGUCCCCAAGGCUGGCCCGGCAGAAGGUGCAGCUAUGAAAAUUCUCCUGUACAGCUCUGCUGCUUUACGGAUUCUGUGUCAACCUGGAAUCCAUGCAAGAGCUUCGCUGCCCUCCCUAGACACAGCCAUCCUUAAGGGGCCCUAAAGAUUCGUCCUUCCACAUGCCACCUUUUAAGAAUGUCACCCUCUUAAAAUAUGUGCACACACACCCCCACCCUCCAAAUGUGUGCACACACACUACAACCCAACCCAAAUAUACACCUGCCCUAAAUUUUGGGUGGUUUUUAGCCAUCUAUCUCAUCCUACCCGCCGCCCACCGAAAAAACCUUGCUCAUUUCUCUCCUCCCACCCAGAACUCAAUCAGGGCUCGCUCCGCAGUCUUCCCCAACCUCACACUUUGGUCGAAAAGUCUUGCCACCCGCACUGCUCCGCUGGCGAAGUGGAGUGCCUCCCUCAUCUCCUCCGGUCCUGUUCACACUGAUAUUUAUAUGCUUGUUUGUCUCUGUACAUGUGUGACAUUUUCAAAAAUGACUUUUGAGUGGAGGGGGGAGAGAGAGA
This is a messenger RNA of Podarcis muralis (Common wall lizard), 6027 nucleotides long. It is a transcript of the gene FBXO46, whose product is annotated as F-box protein 46. NCBI's taxonomy places the organism in Eukaryota, Metazoa, Chordata, Lepidosauria, Squamata, Lacertidae. Gene Ontology annotation, biological process: intracellular signal transduction. The record is from RefSeq and is a predicted model, not a curated record. Gene Ontology annotation, molecular function: protein binding.